AUGAACGCGAGCCGAUUCUACUUGAGAGGCGAAUUUCCCGUUGCACCUUCAUCUGGAGCGAACUGGAUGAACACCAUAGGCAAUGUUGGCAGCCCAUAUGGAAGUAACAUUAUUGAAGUCUCUGGGGAAGUCGCCAACCAAUACAAAUAUGUGGCACAAUUUGAAGGUCCAGUACAAGGUCAAAGCUGGACUGUGGUGAUCUGGAACAAUAUGGGGCCAGAUGGAUCACUGGGUGGAUGGUACGGGAAGGCGUGCAGAACAUUUCCAUUGGCUCCUGGUCAGUUUCGAUAUCUCGCCUUCGACGAGAAUUCUCAAGGCGGAUGGGCUAUGGCCCCCGGUAAUUCUAUCCCCAUUGAUUCCAAUGGGGCAUAUGCUUCAACCUGGGGUGAAUUUGAUUUUGGCUCAAGUAUCAGCCUUGGGUGGUCCAGGUUUGACGUGUCCGCCAUAGCUGCUCAGAAUGCCGGCCUCGAGGUUCAAGGCAUGAAAAUUUGUGACGUUAUCACCCACAUCUGCUCGUCCAUAACUAGAAAUGCCGGGUUUGUUCAUAAUGCCUACACGAAUACCCUUGUCGACGAUAGAGACAUCGGUGGAAAACUUGCCCCUGGACCAGCCAGGCUGUCAGUUACGGUUGAUUACGAUACACAGAAUUAG
Messenger RNA from Penicillium brasilianum, 651 nucleotides. NCBI's taxonomy places the organism in Eukaryota, Fungi, Ascomycota, Eurotiomycetes, Eurotiales, Aspergillaceae. The record is from the annotation of a GenBank genome assembly.